AUGGCGGAAAAUGAAGAAGAACGAAUACUGCGGUGGUUUAAUGAGUGUGAUAGUGACUCGGACUAUGGCGACAACUGCUCCGAACAUAUUGAUCACGACUCAGUAUCUGAAAUAAGUGAUUUGGAGGAUAACUCGGAGGAGUUAUCACGUUUUAACACUGCGAAAAGUUUUGCUGAGAUUGUUCCACAAAAUGGCGAGCUCAUUCAUGGUGAACCACUACCAUCAUCACGAUCACAUGGUUCAUCCAGAGGUUACUGGUACGGAAGUAAUAAGUUUAAAUGGUCGAAGACGCCUCUAUAUUCUUCGCGAUACCGACGUAAAAACAUUGUUACCCAAUUACCUGGUUUGGCAAGGGAAGCACGUCGAACAGAUAUCUUCACGGCAAGCUGUUUACUGACGAACUAA
Molecule: messenger RNA, 405 nt
Organism: Parnassius apollo (apollo)
Lineage: Eukaryota; Metazoa; Arthropoda; Insecta; Lepidoptera; Papilionidae
Source: the annotation of a GenBank genome assembly